GCCGGCCGUUUUUGCUCGCCUUCGUUCCUCUGGACGACUGAAUUGCCACGGGGGUCGAAAAUUAUAAAUCUGGGGAUCAUACAGCAUGCAGUCGGCGAUUGAGAUUUGAGAUGACCCUUAGUUCCUAUCCCUCAUAUACAAUGUCAGCACUCCGACUUUCGAGCCUGUGAGCUCCAUCUUGAAUUCUUUGAUCGCAGAAUCCCGACAUCUCCCUGAUCCCUGCACUCCUCUCUGACUGCUCCUCCAUACUUUGUUGGACAUCGUCUUCAUAGUCCCAGCAAAGUCUUUCGAUCCAGAGCAGUCCAACUUACUUUUGAGAGAACCGAUGGAGCAUCCUCCGCCAGGUCCGAAACCAAAGUCGGGCGUCAAUCCUCGCUUCCUCAAUGGCCAUUCCUCCUUGAACCCCUCCUCUCCGCUCGACGCCCGCGACGUAAAAGAACGGGAAAAUCUAUUUGCGGCGAUUAAAAAUUCGAGCACGACGCGACACGCCGUGGAAUUCAAUGAGCCUGCCAGAGACGCGAGGGAUGAGCCAGUGCUUCCGACACAGGUGGCGAGCCGUCCGGAGAGCCCGUUUACUCAGCAUCCAACAAUCGACUUCGAUGGUCUCAGCUGGCCCAGCAUCGGGACCCGAAAUCGUCUUGAGGCCAGUCCAGAGGAGGAUGUCGAGCGGAUGCAGAAGCUCUCUGGGGCCGUGCGGACGAUUCUGGAGUGCAUCGGCGAAGACCCGGAGCGCGAGGGGCUCCACAAGACGCCCAUGCGGUAUGCGGAGGCCAUGAUGUUCUUCACGAAGGGCUACGAGGAGAACCUUCGGGACAUCGUCAACGGGGCGGUGUUUCAGGAAGACCACGACGAGCUGGUCAUCGUCAAGGACAUCCAGGUCUUCUCGCUUUGCGAGCACCACCUGGUCCCCUUUACAGGAAAGAUGCAUAUCGGGUACAUCCCCAAUCGCCGAGUCAUCGGCCUCUCGAAGAUCGCACGUAUCGCCGAGAUGUUUUCGCGACGGCUUCAGGUCCAAGAGCGGCUAACCAAACAGGUUGCGCUCGCCCUGUCGGAAAUCCUUCAGCCCCUGGGGGUGGCCGUGGUAAUGGAGUCGAGUCACCUGUGCAUCGAAAUGCGUGGAGUGCAGAAGACCGGGUCGACCACGACAACCAGCUGCAUGCUUGGCAGGAUGCGGUCGACGGCGAAGACGAGGGAGGAGUUUUUGAACCUCCUCAACCGAAGAUAGUAGAUGCACUCUGCGAUUGCGUUGGCUGUUUGAAAACAUUACGUGACGGCGUUUGGUUGAUCAUCACCUCUCGAAAGAGGGGGGCAGAUAAGCUUAUAGUGGACAGAACCAGAAGGGGAAUUCUGCAUCCAGCUCGACCGCUUGUACUGUAGGUUGAUAUUGCUGACUUUACAGCCUUUCAACAGGCAAAUCACUGUAUAAGAAUUAACUUCGAACACUUAAUAAAAGGGAGAAUUCUUCUGUAACGAG
Messenger RNA from Eremomyces bilateralis CBS 781.70, 1474 nucleotides. RefSeq names its product GTP cyclohydrolase I. The transcript is spliced from 3 exons. Gene Ontology annotation, cellular component: cytoplasm. NCBI's taxonomy places the organism in Eukaryota, Fungi, Ascomycota, Dothideomycetes, Eremomycetales, Eremomycetaceae. Gene Ontology annotation, molecular function: zinc ion binding; GTP binding; GTP cyclohydrolase I activity. Bases 326 to 1225 code for a protein of 299 amino acids. The record is from RefSeq and is a predicted model, not a curated record. Gene Ontology annotation, biological process: tetrahydrofolate biosynthetic process; tetrahydrobiopterin biosynthetic process.